AUGAGAAUGAAUCCGGGAAGUGUGUUUGAAUUAGAUGUGGAUGAAAGUAGUGGGUGUUUUCGGAGAUUGUUUGUGGCAUUUCAUGGAUGUUUGUAUGUCUUUCAAUUUUGUCGUCCGUUGUUGUUUGUUGAUGGUACAUUCUUGAAGGGGCGUUACAAGGGGCAUUUGCUUGCAGCAACAUCAAAGGAUGAUAAUCAAGGUCUGUUUCCUUUGACUUUUGCGAUUGUUGACGCUGAAAAUCAAGAUAAUUGGAUGUGGUUCUUAAGUCAGUUGUUAAAGGGUGUUGGUUCAGGCCGGAGAUUGACCUUUGUGUUGGACCGUCAACAUAGAUUGCUAGAUGCUCUUUCAGUGGUUUUUCCCAAUGCACAUCAUGCAUAUUGUUUGAAUCAUUUGAAGAGAAAUUUGAUUGACAAAUUGGUGGGACUUCGUACUAACUAUAAGUUGAGUUUUAUGAAAAUAUUAGUUAAAUGUGCUUAUGCGCUAAUGGUUGCUUCUUUCCAACAUUAUAUGGAGAAAUUGAGGCAUAUUGCUGGGAAUGGUAGAGUUGAUAGUAUGUUGGAUGAUUGUUUUAGAGAGUCAUACAAGGAAUCUGUUUAUCCAGUGCCUUCAAGUGAGAGAUUUGACUUUGAUGGUGCCAGUAGUUCGAUUAUCAAACCUCCUAUAACGAAGAAGUAG
Molecule: messenger RNA, 675 nt
Organism: Camellia sinensis
Lineage: Eukaryota; Viridiplantae; Streptophyta; Magnoliopsida; Ericales; Theaceae
Source: RefSeq, a predicted model, not a curated record